GGGUACCACUCAGGGCUGUGCCCCACCCCCGCCCUGAGUCAGGAAGGAGCCGGGACCCAGCAGAGCGCAUGUCCCUUGGCUGGUCACCCUGCAACCAGGAAGGGCCAGCCUUCUUGAGGCCCCUGGCAGGACCGAUGCCCCUUUCAUGCUUUCAGGGCUGAGGCUCCCAGUGAGGGGCAGGCACUGUGAGCGGAGGUGUCCCAGGCCGGUCCCCGGGAAGAGGACCACGGGAAGCCCAGCUAGAGCACCCCUGCCCAGACCUGCUGUCCUCGAGGCCCCUCUGAGUCCUCACUCUUCCAGGGGCACCUCAGGGCCUUAUUAGAGCUUGCCCAAAGGGUGGCGAGCCCCUGGAACUCUGGCCUGAGGCUCCAGGAAGCAGGCUUCCUUACACAAGCUGGACUCACCUCUUGACUUUGAGCGGUGAGCCCCACACUGCCAGGUGAGGGUGCCCUGCCCCCCACGCUCCCGUCGGGGCAGACAGAUGCGGUGGAGUGCCCCGGCAGCUGAUGCCAACAGAGCGGCGGGGCGGGGUGUCCUCGAGGGCCGUGGGGAGCCCCGGCCCUGAUGCCCGUCCUCGCUCUCCCGCCCUCAGGCGUGAGCUCGACGCUUCCACCCGGCACACGCCCCAGCCCUUCCGAGAGCACAGCACACACCCCAAGCAUGGCCCCGGCCUCCACCCCAGGCACGGCCUCUGCCUUGCCCUCACCCCACUGCGGGGAGGACUGCCACUGGUCGCCAUGGCUGGACGUUAGCCGUCCAGAACAGGGCAUGGACAGUGGAGAUUUUGACACACUGGAGAACCUCCGUGCCCAUGGCUACCAGGUCUGCCGAGAGCCGAGGGCAGGAGAGUGCCAAGCUGAGGGUGUCCCCGGGGUGCCACUUGCCGCCCUGAGGCAGCACGUGGAGUGUAGCCCGACAGUGGGGCUGAUCUGCUACAACAGGGACCAGCCUCUGGGCACUGUGACAACUACCAGAUCAGGGUCCUGGGCUGUGUCCCCCCGGCCUGCCCCACUAGCGGACAGAGACCAGCUCUCCAACAACCUUCAGCACAGUUGGAACCGGGCCCACGUCAGGAACCAGCAGGAGCACAUGGGUGCUGACAGAGAGCACAGCUUCCUCAACCCUGGUCACUGCAACUGGUCACACCACUGUCUCUAUGACCAGCAAAACAUCGGUCCCAGGACCCUCUACACCUGUCCCAGAAUCCUCUGCACCUGUCCCAGGACCCUCUACACCUGUCCCAGAAUCCUCUGCACCUGUCCCAGGAACCUCUACACCUGUCCCAGGAACCUCAACACCCAUCCCAGGAACCACUACACCCGUCCCAGGAACCUCUGCACCUGUCCCAGGAACCACUACACCCGUCCCAGGAUCCUCUACACCUAUCCCAACAACCUCAACACCUUUCCCAGGAACCUCUACACCUGUCCCAGAAUCCUUUACACCUGUCCCAGGAACCUCUACACCUGUCCCAGAAUCCUCUACAGCCGUCCCAGGAACCACUACACCCGUCCAAGGAACCUCAACACCCAUCCCAGGACCCUCUACACCUGUCCCAGGACCCUCUACACCUGUCCCAGGACCCUCUACACCUGUCCCAGGCACCUCUACACCUGUCCCAGGACCCUCUACACCUGUCCCAGGAACCACUACACCUGUCCCAGGCACCUCUACACCUGUCCCAGGACCCUCUACACCUGUCCCAGGACCCUCUACACCUGUCCCAGGAACCACUACACCUGUCCCAGGCACCUCUACACCUGUCCCAGGACCCUCAACACCUGUCCCAGGACCCUCUACACCUGUCCCAGCACCCUCUACACCUGUCCCAAGAACCUCAACACCCAUCCCAGGAACCACUACACCCAUCCCUGGACCCUCUACACCUGUCCCAGGAACCUCAACACCUGUCCCAGGCACCUCAACACCUGUCCCAGAUAACUUGAUUCCUGGGAAAACAACCCUCUUGACUCCCAGCCCAGUGCCAGUUUCAGCAACAAUUUCAAGCACAACUUCUGUGUU
This is a messenger RNA of Bubalus bubalis (water buffalo), 2022 nucleotides long. RefSeq lists its product as uncharacterized. Lineage: Eukaryota; Metazoa; Chordata; Mammalia; Artiodactyla; Bovidae. The transcript has a single exon. The record is from RefSeq and is a predicted model, not a curated record. Bases 565 to 1941 code for a protein of 458 amino acids.